Molecule: messenger RNA, 900 nt
Organism: Momordica charantia (bitter melon)
Lineage: Eukaryota; Viridiplantae; Streptophyta; Magnoliopsida; Cucurbitales; Cucurbitaceae
Source: RefSeq, a predicted model, not a curated record
AUGGGUGAGUUUCGUUUCAGAUUUUUCUGUGUCACGAUUCUUGUUUUAAGCAGAACUUUUUUGGGGUAUGGGGGAGGUGAAAGCGGCUGGGGAUUUAACAAUGAACAAUAUUGCCCAUAUUGGCGGGGAUGCGGAAGCUUCUUUGGGGGUGGAGGAGGUGGCGGUGGCGGCGGCGGCGAAGGGAACUCAGUUGGUGGGGUUGGGUCCGGCCAUGGUGAAGGUUAUGGAGGAAGUAAUGGUGGCGGCGGAGGGGGAGGGUCCGGGGGAGGGGCUGGGGGAGGUGGGUCUGGUCAUGGCAGUGGAUAUGGCGCCGGCGGCGGUGUUGGGGCUGGUGGAGGCGGAGGAGGAGGCGGCGGCAGUGGUGGGGGUGGCAAUGGUUACGGCCAAGGAAUGGGCUUCGGAGCAGGGUUUGGCCUCGGCGGAGGAGGUGGUGGCGGCGGAGGAGGCGGCGGCGGCGGCGGUAGUGGUAAUUCUGUUUGGGGAGGGGAGGCGUAUGGUCAUGGAAGUGGGUUUGGGGGAGGUGGUGGUGUAGGUGGCGGUGGAGCUGGAGGCGGCGGCGGCGGUGGAGGAUCAGCAGGUUCCAAUGGUUACGGCAGUGGUUUUGGCGGCGGCGUAGGUAGUGGAGUAGGAGGAGGAGGCGGCGGUGGAGGGGGAGGAGAAAGUAGUUCAAAUGGAGGGGGAGGAUAUGGUAAAGGGGAGGGAGGGGGAUUUGGAGGGUACACAAAUAGCAUUGGCGGCGGCGGCGGCGGGAAUGGAGGAGGACAAGGCAUGGGAAUGGGAUUCGGCAUGGGAAUGGGGUUUGGGAUGGGAAUGGGCUUUGGCAUGGGAAACCAUGGGGCUGAUGAUCAGUCCACUGAUCAUGCUAAAACUACAACUAAAACCUCUACUACUCAACCUUAG